AGAAAGCUGUUAAGCCUGGGAAUCCCAAUGGGGGGCAAGGAAUCAGUAGCCAGCGGUCAAACCGCUAUCACUGCUAUCCAGACCCAUGUAUGGUUUAGGAGAUUUAUGACAGAAUGCCCAUCUGGACUGCAAACCUUGCAUGAGUUUAAGGCGCUGCUGGGUCUGCAAGGCCUGAAUCAAAGAGCGAAUCAAUAUGUUGACCAACUGUUUAAUAUUUUUGACAAGAACAAGGAUGGAUUUAUCGACUUUUUAGAGUUUAUUGCUGCCGUAAAUUUGGUUAUACAAGGGAAAAUAGACCAGAAACUGAAGUGGUAUUUUAAGCUCUAUGAUGCCGAUGGAAAUGGAUCUAUUGACAGAAAGGAACUACUGAACAUCUUCAUGGCAAUACAAGCCAUCAAUGGCCAAAACACCCUGAAUGCUCAGGAAUUCACCAACUUGGUAUUUGAAAAGAUUGAUGUAAAUAAUGAUGGAGAGUUGACUUUAGAGGAAUUCAUCAGUGGCUUAGAAAAAGACCAAAAUCUUUUGGAGAUGAUUACCAAGAGUUUUGACCUCUCCCAUGUACUGAAAGUAAUUCAGAACGGGAGGAAGCAAGACACCUGAAAUAUCUUGCUUUAGACCUUGACCAAGGACAAGGACCUUCGAGAUAACAGGAAAUUCAGCUAUGGAGACUUUAUUUUGCCCAAUGUCUUUCCUACACUCAGUGGACACUAUAGCUCUUGUACCAAGAAAGAAUCCUUCUCUUGUGGAUAAUAUUGUUGGGUGCAGAUGUAACAUUCUUGAAUCAGACUAAUAAAUA
Messenger RNA from Phascolarctos cinereus (koala), 796 nucleotides. It is a transcript of the gene GUCA1C, whose product is annotated as guanylate cyclase activator 1C. Gene Ontology annotation, molecular function: calcium sensitive guanylate cyclase activator activity; calcium ion binding. The record is from RefSeq and is a predicted model, not a curated record. NCBI's taxonomy places the organism in Eukaryota, Metazoa, Chordata, Mammalia, Diprotodontia, Phascolarctidae.